This is a messenger RNA of Sphenostylis stenocarpa, 2502 nucleotides long. The record is from the annotation of a GenBank genome assembly. NCBI's taxonomy places the organism in Eukaryota, Viridiplantae, Streptophyta, Magnoliopsida, Fabales, Fabaceae.
AUGCCCACCUCCGUUUUUCUCCUUCUUUCCUCAUUUCUUCUUUUCGUUUUCUUGCUGGAAGCUGUUCAUGGCAGCAAAAAGGCAAGCAAGCUUGUUUCGCUUAUUGCUCAUUCAUUUAGCACUAAUUUGUACCUGUUGAUAUUUGCUUCUGAUGCUGCUGAGUUUCCCAUCAUUGAUUUGCUUCUUCAUCAUCGAAUCUCUGGUUUUGUUUACAGUGUUACAUUGUGUACAUGGGAGCACACUCUCAUGGUUCCAACCCUACUUCUGUUGACCUCGAAAUUGCUACGGAUUCUCAUUAUGAUUUACUUGGUUCAAUCAUGGAAAGGUAUAAAAUCAUGGUUUAUCGCUGAGGAGAAAGCAAAAGAAGCAAUGAUUUACUCAUACAAUAGACACAUAAAUGGCUUUGCUGCAUUACUUGAGGAGGAAGAAGCAGCAGAUAUUGCAAAAAACCCUAACGUGGUGUCAGUGUUCUUGAGCAAAAAAUAUAAACUGCACACUACCCGCUCUUGGGAAUUUCUUGGACUGCAGAGAAAUGGUAAGAACUCUGCAUGGCAAAAGGGAAGCUUUGGUGAAAAUACAAUCAUUGCUAACAUUGACACUGGUGUUUGGCCCGAAUCACAGAGCUUCAAUGAUAAAGGUUAUGGUCCCAUUCCAUCCAAAUGGCGCGGUGGUAAUGUUUGUCAAAUUAACAAACUUCCACGCACCAAGACAAAUCUAUGCAACAGAAAGCUGAUAGGAGCAAGAUUCUUUAACAAAGCUUUCGAGGCAUACAAUGGCGAACUUGUUCCGGCGCUGCAAACAGCGCGUGACUUCAUGGGGCAUGGGACCCACACUCUAUCAAUCGCAGGGGGCAAUUUCGUCCCAGGUGCAAGCGUAUUCGCGGUGGGGAAUGGCACCGCAAAGGGUGGGUCUCCGAGAGCACGAGUUGCAGCGUACAAAGUGUGUUGGUCUCUGACGGACCCAGAAGGUUGUUAUGGCGCCGAUGUGUUGGCUGCCAUCGACCGAGCCAUCGACGACGGUGUUGAUGUGAUAAAUCUUUCAGUUGGUGGCAAUUACGUUGUGAGCCCCGAGGGAAUAUUCACUGACGAGGUUUCGAUUGGGGCCUUCCAUGCAAUUGCUAGAAACAUAGUGGUGGUUGCCUCUGCAGGGAACGACGGAGCAACGCCUGGUUCUGUCGUCAAUGUCGCUCCUUGGGUCUUCACUAUUGCUGCCAGCACCAUAGACAGAGAUUUUACCAGCAAUAUAACCAUUAACAACAACCAGCAAUUCGAGGGAGCCAGUCUUUUUGUAAACUCACCGAAUCAGGCAUUUUCUCUGAUCCUCUCCACUGAUGCUAAACUUGCUAAUGCAACAUUUCGAGACGCUCAACUGUGUAGGCGUGGAACACUUGAUCCUACAAAAGUAAAGGGCAAAAUAGUGCGUUGUAUUCGAGAUGGGAAAAUAAAAUCAGUUGCUGAGGGCAAUGAAGCUCUAUCUGCAGGCGCACAGGGAAUGUUUUUGGGCAAUCAAAAGCGAAAUGGAAAAACAACUUUUGGCGAGCCUCAUGUUCUGUCCACUGUGGGCACCAGUGAUGGCCAUUCAGGGGGACAGAGUGAUUUUUUCUUAACUGCAACAGACCCUAUAAAAUCAGGUGCUACCAUAAGAAUGUCCCCAGCAAAGACGUUAUUUGGAAGAAAGCCAGCUCCAGUUAUGGCUUCAUUCUCAUCUAGAGGACCCAAUAAGAUUCAGCCAUCAAUACUCAAGCCUGAUGUGGCCGCACCCGGUGUGAACAUACUUGCUGCCUAUUCAGAAUUCGCAAGUGCAUCAAGCUUGCUGACAGACAAACGUCGUGGGUUUAAAUUCAACGUAUUGCAAGGAACUUCUAUGUCUUGUCCUCAUGUUGCUGGCAUUGCUGGACUUCUCAAAACACGUCAUCCUAGUUGGAGUCCUGCUGCUAUUAAAUCAGCAAUCAUGACCACAGCAACGACGCGUGACAACACAAACAGGCCAAUACAGGAUGCGUUUGCAAAAACACUGGCAACUCCCUUUGCUUAUGGUUCAGGACAUGUUCGACCUGACCUUGCCAUAGAUCCUGGCCUUGUUUACGAUCUAGGCCUCACUGAUUACUUGAACUUCUUAUGUGCUUCUGGAUAUGACCAACAACUCAUUUCUGCACUCAAUUUCAAUAGAACUUUCAUUUGUUCAGGCUCUCACAGCGUAACGGACUUGAACUACCCUUCAAUCACGUUGCCAAAUCUUGACUUAAAAGCCGUAACCAUUACUCGCACGGUAACAAAUGUUGGAACACCAAGCACGUACACAGCAAGUACCCAAUUGCCUGGAUAUAACAUUGUUGUUGUGCCAAAUUCCUUGACUUUCAGUAAAAUUGGUGAGAAAAAGGCAUUCAAGGUUACUGUGCAGGCAAGCAGUGUGACUAAGCGGAGAACUUAUCAAUUUGGAGAAUUGCGAUGGACAGAUGGAAAGCAUAUAGUGAGGAGUCCUAUUACGGUAAAGCGCAAAUGA